Messenger RNA from Spea bombifrons (plains spadefoot toad), 2102 nucleotides. RefSeq names its product LIM homeobox 9 (gene LHX9). The record is from RefSeq and is a predicted model, not a curated record. Gene Ontology annotation, biological process: regulation of transcription by RNA polymerase II; neuron differentiation. Gene Ontology annotation, cellular component: nucleus. The coding region runs from base 249 to 1244 and encodes 331 amino acids. The transcript is spliced from 6 exons. Gene Ontology annotation, molecular function: RNA polymerase II transcription regulatory region sequence-specific DNA binding; DNA-binding transcription factor activity, RNA polymerase II-specific. Lineage: Eukaryota; Metazoa; Chordata; Amphibia; Anura; Pelobatidae.
UGAGGAGGCAUCAGCUGGACUCAGAGCAGCAUCAGCAUCAGCAGCAGGUUUAGGAGGCUCAGCAGCCAGCAGCAGCCAGCAGCCAGCAGCCCAGCUCCUUCACACCCUGAAGGACCGUACACCUCCAGGGCAGGAGACCUCUGCAACUGCCACCACUGCUGCAGGAGGACCAGGAGUGAGUAGCUGGAGGUCAACUGCCUAUACAUAUUCUGGGAUUGGAUGCAGGAAUAAACACCGGGGCUCUGUAUAUGGAAAUAGUGGGGUGCAGAACUGAAGAAAGUGCCUAUCCUUUCCGACCAGCAGCCAUGCUCUUCCAUGGGAUCACUGGUGGACAUAUACAAGGAAUCAUGGAAGAGAUGGAGAGAAGGUCUAAGUCUGCAGACAGCCGCCUGGGCAAAGGUAUACAGGUCAAUGGCAGAGAAACAAGAAUGCCCCCUCUAAGUCCAGAGAAGCCAGCUCUUUGCGCAGGAUGUGGGGGGAAGAUAUCCGACAGGUAUUACCUCCUGGCGGUGGACAAGCAGUGGCACCUGCGGUGUCUGAAAUGCUGUGAAUGUAAACUGGCCCUGGAAUCUGAGCUGACAUGCUUUGCGAAGGACGGGAGCAUAUACUGCAAGGAGGACUAUUACAGAAGGUUUUCUGUGCAGAGGUGUGCUCGUUGCCACCUUGGCAUUUCUGCUUCAGAGAUGGUAAUGAGAGCAAGAGAAUCUGUCUACCAUCUAAGCUGCUUCACGUGCACCACCUGUAACAAGACCCUGAGUACUGGAGACCACUUUGGCAUGAAGGAAAACCUAGUUUACUGCCGGGCUCACUUUGAGCUUCUGGUCCAGGGGGACUUCCACCCACAGCUCAGCUACAGCGAGCUCUCGGCCAAAGCAGGAGGGCUGGCCACUCUUCCCUAUUUUACUAAUGGGACAGGUGCUGUACAAAAGGGGAGACCACGGAAAAGAAAAAGUCCAGCUUUGGGAGUGGACAUUAUUAACUAUACAUCAGGUUGCAAUGAGAAUGACACAGAUUUAGAUCGAGAUCAGUCCUACCCUACUUCCCAAAAGACAAAACGGAUGCGAACUUCCUUCAAACAUCACCAGCUCCGUACUAUGAAGUCAUAUUUUGCCAUAAACCACAACCCUGACGCAAAGGAUUUGAAGCAGUUGGCUCAAAAAACGGGAUUAACAAAAAGAGUUUUGCAGGGAGAACAAUGUUCGGGGUUUAACAGCCAUACAACCCGGCGUUUGAAAAUUCCCUAAAGUAUUUAAAGAAGGGGAAAAGUUUGAUCGGAAAAUCUACUGCAGUGAAGACAAAGACAAAAUUAGCCAAAAAUUAAUAAACAAAAUAUAUAUAAGACUUUUAUGUAACUUUUUUCGAAUGUUACAGCUUGCUUUUUUUCCUUUAUUCCUCAUGUAUGAUUGGCAGAUGAGACUUUAUGCCAUACUAUAGGCUUAAAAUUAAGGUUUUAAUUCCAUUUUCAUAAUAAGAACUCUGGAUUUGUCCAUAAAAUGAUGCAAACUGUGUGAUUUUUCUCCCUUUAAAAUGUAUAUACAAAGGAGCAACCUGGCAUUAACAAAUCUUAUACAGUUCUGGAUGCAAAUGUUUAUUAACAAUUUUGUCGAAAUUAAAGCACAAUUGUAAAUCAUUAAUAUAAAGGUAGAAGUAACAUUUCACAACAUGCUUGCAAAAAAAUGUAUUCUCACAACAAUGUAAACUAUCUGUGCCUGUUGAUUUUCUUUAUCGUCUUCUCAAAAGGCCAUUCCCAUGUAGCAGAACUUCUAUAAGUGUUGAGGCGUGUUACAAUAAACAUUAACUGUGCCGGUUUUAAAGCUGUUUAUCAUUGAAGCCCAGUGCAUAACACCUGAAAAUGUUCCAUGCGCUUUAGCACUUAGUCUGUAACCACAAAAUGAAUGGCCUAGAGAUGUUAAAACCUACACAUUAUAAAGAUAUGUAUGUUGAAGAAGACUACAUGGGACAGCUCUAGAAACAGAAUUCUGCAUGAAGUUAUAAUACAUGUGUUCUUUACUGUAUUCGCUUGUGCAUAAUAAUUUCUUUGAUGUUUGCUGUAUAUCAGAUAUGUUUUUCAUUAAUAAACCUUUCACUCAAUGUAGACAAAA